This is a messenger RNA of Phytophthora sojae, 420 nucleotides long. RefSeq lists its product as hypothetical. The record is from RefSeq and is a predicted model, not a curated record. Lineage: Eukaryota; Oomycota; Peronosporomycetes; Peronosporales; Peronosporaceae. The coding region runs from base 1 to 420 and encodes 139 amino acids. The transcript is spliced from 2 exons.
AUGAGCACCACCAAGAAGACCGUCUUCAUCACGGGAAGCACGCGCGGCAUCCGCCUCGCCCUGGCGACUUACUACACCAAGGCUGGCUGGAACGUCGUUGGCACGGCCCGUGCCAACAGCAACACCGACAAGAUCGUCACGAUCGACACGACUAACGAAGAGUCCGUGGCCGAUGUGGCUCGUCAGCUGGAGGGCGUGGCCAUCGACCUGCUCAUCAACAACGCGGGCACUGGCUGGCUCACGGAGAUCGUCGAGCCCACCAAGGCCAUGUUUCUGAGUGUGUACGAGGUCAACGUUGUGGGUCCGUUCCUCGUCACGCGAGCGCUGCAGCCCAACCUGCAGCUGGCCUCCGUCGCGCAGAUCUCGUCACUUCUGGGCAGCAUCAGCAGCAGGGAUGGGAAGUUUGAAAUAAAGAUGUAG